Messenger RNA from Sphenostylis stenocarpa, 375 nucleotides. Lineage: Eukaryota; Viridiplantae; Streptophyta; Magnoliopsida; Fabales; Fabaceae. The record is from the annotation of a GenBank genome assembly.
AUGGGAGGGGGUAAGAGAAGCGAGAUUUUUGUAUGCACGAGGAAAGAGGAGAUUGUUAAUAGAAAGCUAAUAAGCUCUUUUUCCCACUGCUUAAGACCCUCAAUCGAAAGGUCAAGGAUUGUUCGUGCUGUUCCGUAUAUAGAUAAGACCAUCUCCGGUUCUUGGAAACCCACCGCUCUUCUUCUUAUCGCUCUGCUUCUAGCUAUUCGGAUAGACCACACCUCAGAAAGAAAGUCCGCUAUUCUAUUCCAUAUCAUGGCAGCAAUCCCGGGAAUGGGCAUCCAUUAUCAGAUGUCUAGGCACAAAAAGAGAGAUAUGCCAGAAAGACAGGAUACAGGUACUCUACGGGAGAAGGGAUUGGAUUUGGCACGCUGA